This is a messenger RNA of Pungitius pungitius (ninespine stickleback), 1637 nucleotides long. It is a transcript of the gene tbx20, whose product is annotated as T-box transcription factor 20. The record is from RefSeq and is a predicted model, not a curated record. The coding region runs from base 318 to 1637 and encodes 439 amino acids. Lineage: Eukaryota; Metazoa; Chordata; Actinopteri; Perciformes; Gasterosteidae. The transcript has 8 exons. Gene Ontology annotation, molecular function: DNA-binding transcription factor activity, RNA polymerase II-specific; RNA polymerase II cis-regulatory region sequence-specific DNA binding. Gene Ontology annotation, cellular component: nucleus. Gene Ontology annotation, biological process: vasculogenesis; regulation of transcription by RNA polymerase II; cell fate specification.
GCCAGUGGAGCGAAGUCCACCUCCGACGUCCUCCGCCAUGCAGCCAGAGACGCGCACGACUCGCCUGUGACGGGUGUUCGCAACGCGGGGAGAGUUCAUCCGCUUCAGCGAGCGGGCGGUGCGCAGAGACAAAUCAAGGACACCCUGUUUCGCCUCCUCCUCCUCCUCCUCCUCCUCCUUCUUCGUCUUCUUCUUCGUCUUCUUCUUCGUGGAGUUGAGCAUUUCUGUUGGAUUUUUUUUAUUUUAUUUUAUUUAUAUGUAAAAAAAAGGGGGAUUAUUUUUUUUGUUGUUCGUUGGUCGAAGCCUUUUUCAGCGACAUGGAGUACACGUCCUCCCCGAAGCCGCAGCUCUCCUCGCGGGCAAACGCGUUCUCCAUAGCCGCGCUGAUGUCCAGCGGAAAGACCAAUAAGGACAAGGAGACGGAGGAGAACACCAUCAAGCCCCUUGAACAAUUUGUGGAGAAGUCCUCCUGCAACCAGCAGUCUCUGGCGGACCUGUCCUCCUUGGACGGGCACGGCGACUUUAGCGGGAGCGCGCCCGCGGUGUGCACGGAGCCGCUCAUCCCCACCAAUCCCGGCAUCCCUAGCGAGGAGAUGGCGAAGAUCUCGUGCAGCUUGGAGACCAAAGAGCUGUGGGACAAAUUUCACGAGCUCGGUACCGAGAUGAUCAUCACCAAGUCCGGAAGGAGGAUGUUCCCCACCAUCCGGGUCUCUUUCUCCGGGGUGGACCAAGACUCCAAGUACAUCGUGUUGAUGGACAUCGUCCCGGUGGACAACAAGCGGUACCGGUACGCCUACCACCGUUCCUCCUGGCUGGUGGCCGGCAAGGCCGACCCUCCCCUUCCCGCAAGGUUGUACGUCCACCCGGACUCCCCGUUCACCGGAGAGCAGCUCGUCAAGCAGAUGGUUUCCUUCGAGAAGGUCAAACUGACCAACAACGAGCUGGACCAGCACGGACACAUCAUCCUGAACUCCAUGCACAAGUACCAGCCGCGGGUCCACAUCAUCAAGAAGAAGGAGCACACCGCCUCGCUGCUCAACCUCAAGUCCGAGGAGUUCCGCACGUUCGUCUUCGUGGAGACGGUCUUCACCGCCGUCACGGCCUACCAGAACCAGCUGAUCACCAAGCUGAAGAUCGACAGCAACCCGUUCGCCAAAGGUUUCCGGGACUCGUCUCGGCUGACGGACAUGGAGAGGGAAAGUGUUGAGAAUCUGAUCCACAAGCACUCGUACGCCCGGUCGCCGAUCCGAACCUACGCCGGCGACGAGGAGAACCUGGGCGAGGACGGACUCGGCGGACACACCCGAGGCUCCGCCUUCAGCGCCUCGGACAACCUCUCCCUGAGCUCCUGGGUCACCACCACCUCGGGCUUCUCGGGCUUCCAGCACCCGCAGUCCCUCUCGGCCAUGGGCUCCGGCGCCGGCUCCCUGCCGCACCCCAUCCAGGGCUCCCUGCCCCCCUACAGCCGGCUGGGCAUGCCGCUGACCCCCACCGCCCUGGCCGGGACCAUGCAGGCCAGCGGGCCGUCCUUCCCCUCCUUCCACAUGCCCCGCUACCACCACUACUUCCAGCAGGGGCCCUACGCCGCCAUCCAGGGACUCCGCCACUCCUCCACGGUCAUGACGCCCUUCGUAUGA